AUGUUUCACACAUCAAAUAAUGAAGCCGAGAAGACCGUUGCGCUGGGUCAGUUGCAUCGGCAAAGCAAUCUGCCCAGUCCGGUGCUUGAUCUGCCAGCCUGCCCCACCGACUUGAUGGGGGAGUUGACCAACGGCCAAAACGAGAAGCAUGAGCAGGAUCAGAUCGACCAAUGGCUGGCUUCAUGUAGCCUGUUAUCGCCCAAUGGCACAAUCGAUAUGGGCAGCCUGAAGACAGGGGACUUCACUUGGCAAGAGCUGAGCAAAGACAUGUCAUAUUUUGACAAUGUGGAUGACAGUGGAGAUGAUGGAGCGAGCUCUCAAGAGACUCAACUCGAGGACUUCGACAUGAAUGAUCCCGCAGAAACCAUCGACGAUUCAUCAUCAACCCCAUGCCUAUCAUCCUCAAGUCUAGACAUGCUACUGGACGAGAACUUCCCCACAAAUACAAGCGCUCCCCUGCCGGAUCCCCCGUCGAACAAAACCCAACAACCAAGCCGCAAACAGACCCCAGUAGCAUACAAGAUGUCUGCGCCGGCACCAAGCCCACUUACGGCGCUACUGGAGACGGCCGAAAACACCUACAAGAAGAAGAGCGAGUGCCGCUGCCUCCGGCUAGCUGCCCACCUCCUCGAGCAACUUGGCAACGAGGGGGCAAAUACGGAACAGCCGACGAUGGACGGCUUGCUCAAUUGCUGUCGAGAGGCCAUCAAGGGCUGCGAUUCAAUCCUCAGCUGCACAUUAUGCAAGUCUCGGUCCGAAAGCAUGAUGCUUCUCGCCAUGGCGGGACAGUAUCUCAGCAACAUUUGCGAAAAGACGGUGCGGUGCUACGUGGACGUCGUCCAGCAGCCCCGGCCGGCGAAUCCCCCGGACGGAGCCGUUGCCAUGUGGUUCCGCUCCUACAAGAUCGAGAGCGCAUCGGAACGCAACCAGGUUCUCAGAUGCCUCGUUACAGGACAGUUGACAGAGUUUUGCCUACUGAUCAGCAAGAUUAAAGCGCGGGUGGGCACGAGAAAGGCACACCUGGCGCCACUGCUGGGAGCAGAGCGGAAGAUACAGUGCAUGCGAACCAUGUUGAUGCAGUGUGAAAGUUAUGGAGGAUCUAGAAGUAACAGUAGCGACUCGCCGUCACUAGCAUAG
This is a messenger RNA of Colletotrichum siamense, 1137 nucleotides long. RefSeq lists its product as uncharacterized. The record is from RefSeq and is a predicted model, not a curated record. The transcript is spliced from 2 exons. Bases 1 to 1137 code for a protein of 378 amino acids. Lineage: Eukaryota; Fungi; Ascomycota; Sordariomycetes; Glomerellales; Glomerellaceae.